AUGGGCGGUCUGCCCGCCUUCAAACGACAGCAUCUCCUCGCCGAGUUCACCGGCCUCAAACAAGCCUGCCCUCAGGGGAUAUUUGUCAGCCUCACGCCGGGCGACCCGACCCUUUGGUCUGGCGUGCUAUUCGUGCGGAAAGGCCCCUACGCCCCCGCCAUCCUGCGCUUCCAGCUCUCCUUCCCGGACACCUACCCGUCCCUCCCACCCCUCGUCACCUUCUCCACCGACAUCUUCCACCCGCUGCUCACCCCGCUGUCCACCUACAUGUACUCGACCGACGUGCGUGACGGCGCCACCGCCAGCGCCUCCGACGACGAGCGCCUCCCGCCCGGCGGCUUUAGCCUCCGCCAUGGGUUCCCCGCGUGGUUUGGACGAGGGAGUAGGGCGGCGGCGGCGGUGGUGGUGGCUGCUGGUGGUAGUGGUAGUAGUAGUAGUAGUGGUGGUGGUGGUGGUGGUGGUGGUGGUGGUGGUGGUGGGGAGGCGGUUGUCGUGAAUGUUGUUGUGAAUGAUGGGAUGGGGGGUGGGGUGGGGCUUGGGGUUAGUAGUGGGGAUGGGGAUGGGGAGAGGGGGAGAGGAAGGGGGGAUGGUCCCGGUUCCAGCGGGGAUCAAGGUGAGAUGGUCGGGUUGAUGACGCCUACGAGGGCUGUGGCUACGGCUACGGGGACAACGCCCGCUUCGGCGACGUCGGCGGCUUCGUCUUCUGCGUCCGUGCCGGGGUAUGCGCGGGCCGGGGGUAUGAGGGAGGUGUCUACGUACGAGGUGCUGAGGUACAUCCGGAGCACGUUUGAUGAUGAGGAUGUGCUGGACUCGGUGCCGCUCGAAGCAGCAGGGAAUCCGGGGGCGUGGCAUGCGUGGCGGACACAUCGGAGGCAAUCGGUGGGUAAGCCACUGCCGGUGCCGGGUGGGGCUGAGGUUUCGGGACCGGAGGGUGAGCUUCGGGCGGAAAAAGCGUCGGGCCCGGCAGCGGCCGUACCCGCCGCUACGACACGGCGGCCUGGCGAAUGGAAUUGGGAGGGGGUUUGGGAAGAGCGAGUAAAGAGGGGCAUUGCCGCUAGCUUGUCCGAGGGAGUCCUGUAUGGACAAGCUGGAACGACAAAUGACGUGAUCAACUUCCUCAGCAUGGAUGAUACGGAAGUCGAAGGAGCCAAAUCCAACCUGCUCCGGACGCUUGGCGCUGCCGCAUAUUCCCCGCCAUACUGGAGGAUUCCCUCCGGUAGUACAGACUGUUUUGUUUCCGUUCUGCCUGACCAACAACGCAUCGAGUUCCAAUCAGAGUUUCAGUCCUCCUCUAACAUACCUGUGGUAAUGGCGGGUUGUGCCGACGGGCAACUCCGCCCGGUAGGAACUCACACCCAGUCCAACCACAACCACCCAUGGCGUGAUAUGCCGAGACCGUUGCAUAUCACGAAGCGAUCAGCAGUUGGAAGAGGCAGCGGUGGCUGUGGCUCAGAAAGCGAGACGUCGGACGCCAACAUGGGCACCCCCCCGGAAUCACUCGGCGAACAUCGACCCCUGACGCUCCCAAAGAGGAGAGGAGACCGGGACCCCCGUAACCCCACCGGACCUCCUUCGCCCCCACACUUUCAGGACGCCUGUAUCCUCGCCCCCAAUAUUGUUGUAACUCCUGAAUACGGAACCGUCGAUGAGGGUACUGUAACCGUGCCUGCUUCUACCGGCCCUAGUCGCAAAGUAAUAUCUAACCCCGGCAGGGUACUCUAUCCGGGAUCCCGGCUGCUUUUUAUCGCACAUAUCCGCCUUGGGCCUGCCGUCCGUUAUCGCCCUCGCACCCAUAUCCGGCAAAAGUCCGAUGAUCUGAUCGAGGACCUCGAGCACGAACUCGGUGGCACUGUGACGGAUUACCUCCAAGUCCGUGUGGCAUACUGCCACUCUGGGUUUCCCCAGAGACAGAAGCAGGCUGCGACGGCGGUGUGCAGCACAGCCCCAGAUGGUAUCGCCAGCAUCCAGACCACGAUCCAGACCACGGCGACGGCAACUAUCAAGCGGCAUAAUCUCACCUCGCCAUGGUCGCCACCGCCCAGCACGCCACAUCCCAACCCCCUAUUCGAGAUCAUUGCCUCACACUGGGGGCCUGAGAACGCGCAUGCCGUGAUGCAGCGAGUUAUACGCUCCCGGACGGCCCCGUCCAACGCAACAACUCGCCCUUUCAGGGUCCCAUCAUCUGUCAAGCCCAUGAUGCCCCGAAAGGCACACGAAAUCACUGACGAGCGUCAUCAAAACCCUAAAACACAGGAAACAAAGCUCAGAACUAACCAACAGCCCUCCCCACCCAACCCCAUCCCACCAGCCAGCGCAGCAGCCCCAGAACUAACGCCAGCACCAGCGCCCCCAGUCCCAAGACGGCAAGCGAGCCUGAGGCGCGUGGCGUCUGCAUACCACGACGCAGACCCGGGGCACCCGCGGAGCCACGCCGCCUCCCACCACCACCACCACCACCAGGCACCGCCGCAGCAGAACGCCGCGACGGAAGAAGAGAACGAGACAGAAGCGGCGUCGCCCGCCGCAACAGUCCGACGGCGCAAGAGCUACCGCGACAGUAGCCGUGACUAUCAGGGCGAGGGCGGUCGCGCGGCGUCGGGGUUCUACCCCGCGGCUUCGUCCUCUUCCGUGUCGUCUUCUGCGUCUCCUGGCGGCGGGCCGUCUACAUCCGCGGCGGGCUAUGGUGGCGGCAGUGGUAGUGUUGGGAGUACCGCCAGUGGCAGUUCCCGUUCCCGGGUUAUGACGGGGAAGGAGGUGGGUAAGGAGAAGGGGUUGGAGGCGGGGAUGAAUGGGAGGGGAGGUGGGAGCGUGAAGACGAGGAAAGGGAAGGAGAAGGAGAGAGGGUGGGGAUGGUCUAGUUGGUGGCAGUAG
Molecule: messenger RNA, 2871 nt
Organism: Chaetomium globosum CBS 148.51
Lineage: Eukaryota; Fungi; Ascomycota; Sordariomycetes; Sordariales; Chaetomiaceae
Exons: 8
Coding region: 1-2871 (956 amino acids)
Source: RefSeq, a predicted model, not a curated record